CAGACUUUCCUGCUCAGGCUAGCUUCUAGCUUCUAUUCUCAGAUCUCAGCCUCCUGAGCAGCUAGGAUUACAGGCAUGAGCCCCUAGUGUUCAACUUCAGUAUCGUUUUUGUUGCUAUUGUAUUGUGUUUACAUAGUAUGAACCUACUAAUAGUUUCCUUGAUAAUGUCUUCAUUUUUGUGGGGAGAAAGCUCCUCCUGAACAAAAAAGCAAAAUUAGGAAACGAUAACUUGCUCUUGUUGGCAAGUCCACCCAGCUCUCUGGCCAGGACCCCAUACUCUGCACUGAAGAAGAGGGUGGACCCCCCAGACACUGCACUGACCUACCUCUGCAGGGGGGAAGGUGGGACGGAGUCUCACCCUGGGAUGUGGGCAGAUUCUCGGUUGGGUCCUGACCUCCAGGGAUAGUGACACUGCCCGUCUGUGUUUUUGGAGCUCUGGAGUCGAGGCUUCCUUUCAGGCCCACCUACAGUGCCAGGACGCCUUCCUAGCCUCGCCCGUCUGGUCGUGGGCCACCUGCCUGUGAGAUGGGAGCACUCACAGGAUGGGACCAGGGGCCGGCCCACAAUUCUGGCCCUUCACAAUGGUUUCCAGGCAACGGGACUCCUCCAGGCAGGCAGCAGACACAGAAGGGGCUGAGUCGGCUAGGCCAGAGUCUUGGCAGAUGACAGCUACUCAGAAGCAUAACCUCUUCACACCAGAACCUCACUAUAUCCCCGGCUAUGCCGGCUUCUACCCUCAACUGCGAUACCAGGUGGGGAAUACCUAUGGCCGUACCACAGCACAGCUGCUCACAGACCCCAGUGUGCACAAGAGCCCCUGCUCCGUACUGUCACCCAUGUCCAAGCCCAAGUUCAUUGAGGACUUCAGCAAGCCCAAGGCCCCCUGGAUCCCCUGUCGGGACCUGAAUGAGCCCUACAUCCCCCACCACUCUGGUCCGAAGCCCUACAGGAACCUGGAGGCCCUGGGCCAGCUCCCAGCCCAGAAGGCAGAAACCCUGGGACAACCAGGGCUAGAGGACAUAACCAAACAGGCUCCAAUGCCUGCAGGCUCCAUGCCCUCUCCUCCCUACCCACCAUGCCCACCCGGCAGGAAAGGAGACUCCGGAGACCUAGGACACCCAGGCCUGAGGCUGGCAUACGGGGAAGAGGGCUGGAAGAGUCCCAUCCCUGUCCAUGAGAGCCCAGGGCGGUACCAGCUGUACCGCAGUGGGCGAGAAGAGUGUCCACCCUCACCCCCCCAGCAGGAGACACUAGAUGUGGGAAGGUUCCAGCGGUUACCCCAGCUGGACCACUCCAACCUCAUCCAGCGAAAGGCCAUCUCAGGCUAUGCUGGCUUCGUCCCCCGGUUUGCCUGGGUGAUGGGGACAAAUUAUCGCGAUGGAGUCACCCAGGCCAUGGACGAGUUUGAUAAGAAUCAGUUCCUCUUCAGAAAUCCAGUCUGCGCCCUGGGAGAGAGGCUACCCAGAAACCACUGGCCCAACACCACCGUCUACAGGAGCCAGGGCCUGAUUCCCUUCUACAUGGGCUUCAUUCCCUCCAUGCAGGAUAACUACGCACUGACAUUUGGCAACAGCACCCGGAAGGCCUAUCAGAAGGAACUGGAACGGCAAAGCCUCACCACACUAUGAAAAUGCUUUAAUGGUGUCUGUACAACACAUGAUGUCAAG
This is a messenger RNA of Perognathus longimembris pacificus (Pacific pocket mouse), 1667 nucleotides long. RefSeq names its product protein FAM166A-like. Bases 543 to 1628 code for a protein of 361 amino acids. The transcript is spliced from 7 exons. The record is from RefSeq and is a predicted model, not a curated record. Lineage: Eukaryota; Metazoa; Chordata; Mammalia; Rodentia; Heteromyidae.